ACAAUGGUACCGUCCGGAUUGAGAGGCCAGACUGGGCAGAGGCUCUACAAUAGUUGGGACUGGCUGCUCUUUGCAACAUCAGCUGCUGCAAUUGGACUCCAAAAGCCAAAAAGGAGGGGCAGAUAUAGAAAUAUAUACUAAAUCCUCCUUUGCUUCCAUCUUCCCGGGUUGGGAAGUCUUUUUGGCCAUUCUUUUUGGGAUCCCAGCUGCAUCCAGGACCAAUCUACAAAGGCAUUUUUGAGUUUCCAUUGGGAGGGAGGCUCAGCUGCCUCCCUCCUUUGAUCACCUUCUAUAGAGGGAUGAACCAAGAGAAAAGACUCUGAUUUUUGACAUAUUUUGAUCUUUUUUUUUCUCCUUCCUGUUUUGAUUUAUUUUUAAAUAAUAUUUAGGUGGAUUUUAAAAAAAUCCUAUUUUUCCCCAUCUUCCUUUGCAAAGAAAACAAAACAAACCCCUAAAUAUAAAUAUAUAUAUUUCAAAAAAAACAUGGAGAAAAGGGAAGAAGAGCCAGUGAAAGCCUUGACGACGAAGCAACAGCCUGAGGAUGAGCAUCGAGCCGCUAAAAGGACGCCCCCAGAAGUGACACAGCUCUCCUCGAGUGAACAGAAUAGCCACUUACGUGCCACGUCGCCCCUUGCGAGGGAGGCAGAUCCACACCAGAGGGACCGCUCUCCCUCAGCGCCAUCUCCAGCAGCCACGGUUCAGUCCGCUGCCACCACUCCUUCGAGCGCAGCAUUGCCCACCCAAAAUGGCCACCCCAGGGUCAAGACCACUGUAGUGUCCCCUGCCGAAGUGAAACCUCCCCUUCCAGCUCACCAGGAGAGCCUCCCACUCGUCACAACUCUUCCAGCCAUGGAGACUCUGCCGCCUAAAAGUGACCGCCCGCCACCUAUCGGUGCCCCAACGCCGCCUCCUGCGGAAGAACCGCAUCUUCAAGAAAGCCCACGACCAUCCCCGAAGAAUAAUGAUCAGCCUUCCCCAACCCAGGGGUCUGCUAGCCCCCGGAGCAAGCAAGCAGAUACACAGAAGGCUCAAGCCAGGCAUAAACAGGCUCGAGAGCGGCGUGAGGAGCGAGCCAAGCAUCUGGCGUCCAAGCGGGCCCUGUGGCUGGAGAAGGAGGAGAAGGCGAGGGUCUUGCGGGAGAAACAGCUGGAAGAGCGGCGGCGGCGGCUCGAGGAGCAGCGGAUUCGAGCCGAGAAACGCCGGGCCGCCCUGGAAGAGCGCCAACGUCAGAAGUUGGAGAAGAACAAGGAGCGAUACGAAGCUGCCAUCCAGCGCUCCGCAAAGAAAACCUGGGCUGAAAUCCGGCAGCAACGGUGGUCGUGGGCCGGCGCCCUGCACCACGGCUCCCCUGUGCACAAGGAUGGUGCCAGCAGGUGCUCCCUUUCUGCUGUAAACCUCCCCAAACAUGUGGACUCUAUAAUCAACAAACGCCUCUCCAAAUCUUCUGCCACCCUCUGGAACUCACCCAGUAGAAACCGCAGCCUGCAGCUCAGCCCCUGGGAGAGCAGCAUCGUGGACCGGCUGAUGACCCCAACACUCUCCUUUUUGGCACGAAGCCGGAGUGCCGUGACGCUCGCCGGGAAUGGCAAAGACCAAGUUGUGCCGGUGUGUCCCCGCUCUGCCUCUGCCAGCCCACUCAGCCCUUGCAACAACCACCGGAUGCACCAUCGCUGCUCGGAGCGACGGCGGCCGGCCACCAGCAGUCCUGAUGUGACGCCCCGGCGCAAGGCUGCGGCUUCCCCUAAAAAGAAAGAGAAGAAGGACAAAGACCGGGAAAAUGCCCAGGAGAAAAGCGCCCUUGCCCUACGCAAACGCCAGUCUGUGCCUUCGGGCCAGACUCGAAAGCUGCACACGCCGGAGAGCAGCCCUGGCCCCAAGCCCAGGCCAUCGUCUCCAGCCAUUGCCAAGCAGCGCCCAUCCUCGCCGAGCACGGGUCCCAGUUCUCCACAUCGGCCAAGUCUGAUCCGCAGCGCCCAGUCCUCGCCAAAGGCGCGGCCCCGCAAGGAUCAUGACAACCAGCCCAAAGUCCGCAAGGAUGAGCAGAAGGAACGGAGGACGGCCUCCCCAGCCCCAGGCGAGACCCCCAAGGUUACAGUGGGCAGCGAAACUGUACCAGACACCGCCAGACCCUCCAGCGCAGCCAGCCCAGUGCCAGCAUCUCAGCCCACAACUCCUGGGAAGCCCAUGGCGGGCACCACGGACCGAGAGGAAGCUGCGCGGCUCCUGGCUGAGAAACGGCGCCAGGCACGGGAGCAGAGGGAGCGGGAAGAGCAAGAGCGCCGGGAGCAGGAGGAGCAAAUGCGGCGCCUGGCUGAAGAGCGGGCCCAACAAGAAGCCAAAGAACGCCUCCAGCAACAAGCCGAACUGGCCAGGUUGGAAGAAGAGCGGCGGCAGCAGCAGGAGGAGAAAGCGCGAGAGGAGGAGCGCGAGGCCCAGGAGCGGGCACAGGCCGAGCAGGAAGAGCAGGAGCGACUGCAGAAGCAGAGGGAGGAGGCAGAGGCCCGCGCACGCGAGGAAGCGGAGCGCCAGCGGGUGGAACGCGAGAAGCAUUUCCAACGCGAAGAGCAAGAACGGCUGGAGCGGAAGAAGCGGCUGGAGGAGAUCAUGAAGAGAACACGGAAAGCAGACGGGGCUGAUGCCAAGAAGAAAGAAGACAAGACACUUGUGAAUGGGAAGGAAGGGAAACAAGAAGCUGAAACGGGUACAGGAGGAGAAAAACGCCCUGGAAGCCUCCCAAAGGAAGAAGAACUGCCUGAGAUGCAGGCUUCAAGUCCAGCAGGUCACAAAGGCACGGCUCCAGAGGGGACGCAACACAGCUCUCCCGCCACCUCCGCUCUGUCCCUGGUGAACGGCCUGCAAUCAGCCAAGCAUGAGAAUGGCUUCUCUUCUCCCAAGGAGACCGGCGGGCGGGAGCACUCCACAAGCCCCGGGCUGGGCAUGGCUGGUGAGCCUAUCUUGCCUUUUGCCAACAAGGAGCCUUUCCUCACCAAGGCUGUGGCAAAGGCACCACAGAUUACAGAGGUUCUCUAAGCCUUGAUGCCACGUUCCUCCUCCUCCUCUUCCUCCUCCCUGUAAAAGAGAUGCCACGACGUGCCAACUCCAGGCUAGCUGUAACCAGAAGAUGAUGACGACUCCUCCACUCCCUGCACUGCGUGGACCGAGGACCCCGCAGGAAGCCAGGCAGGGAGUGGCCCAGCCCCACAGACUCUCUCGUUCUUUUACUGUUCUCGUUUUAUGGCGGCGGCGGUUAUUUUUUUAAUAUGCACCUUAUCAGACUGACCUCUCCCCCACCACCCUCGCCCAUAGCUCAUCCCACGAGGCUAUAUAAUCGCAUAGCUAUUUAACUGGCUGGGUACAAAGGAUGUGAAUAGUGUAUAUAAACCUCAGUGUUAGCAGACGGGAUGCCACCAGCGGACACAGCGGUGGCGCCGCUCGUCUCCCCUCCCCAUCCCACAUGUGUUUGCGGGAAAUGCCUUUGGGGUCCUUGUUUAUUGGAGGAGGGCUCGGCAAGGGAGGAUGGGGCCCUUGUGCCCGGUUGGGGGUCUGUGUGCAAGCGUGUGUGUCCGUUAUCACCAAUGGGAAGCAUCUAGAUCUCUAAUUUAAUCUCCCACGGUUGGUCCCAAGCCGGGAUACCUGCAUAAUUUGUAUGCGUGUGUGUUUGUGUGUGUGUGCGAGAGAGAAAGUAUUUGUGUUUGUGUGCAGAGGCACACACCUGGUUAGCCACUCAACAACUGCCGUUGUCCAACACACUGUGCUUUUUGGGGGUUUCGGCUGUUUCUGUAUGUAUGCGUGUGCGAUGGCUGGGACCGCCUUGAGCUCGGUGUCAUUGUAACAGUAUUAUGCAUCUGAACAACCUUUUGUGGACAAUAAAGUGGAGAAACGACAAA
Anolis sagrei ordinatus is the source of this 3887-nucleotide messenger RNA. It is a transcript of the gene MAP7D1, whose product is annotated as MAP7 domain containing 1. NCBI's taxonomy places the organism in Eukaryota, Metazoa, Chordata, Lepidosauria, Squamata, Anolidae. The record is from RefSeq and is a predicted model, not a curated record. Gene Ontology annotation, biological process: microtubule cytoskeleton organization. Gene Ontology annotation, cellular component: microtubule cytoskeleton.